UCAUCAUAGUAUAGGGCGUGAUGUCGUUAACGCUCUGUUUGGACAAAUACCGAAUUUUAGCGACAACAAAUUUGAACCAAAAGUCAGAGAGAAUUGCGAGAGAUAUGAUGUGUUUGAGUGGCAACCAAUGCAAUUGCGCUGUUGUUCUUCUUCUUCUUCCUCUUCAUCCUCUUCUGUUACAUCUUUCUAAGCUCUCUCAUUUUCUUCUGCACCCAAAAAUAUGGCAAUGGGGUUGCGUCCUAAGCUCAAUCAUGGCAAUUCUUCACUCCCUCGUUCUCCUCCUUAUCUCUUCUCUUCUGUUUGUCUCUUGGCUUUCCUCUCUCUCGCUGCCCUUCUCGUCCUCAAGGUUGAUGAUGUUGCAUAUCAAACAAAAACAGUUGCUGGACACAACUUAAAGCCAACACCAUGGCAUUUGUUUGAGCCAAAAGUCUUUGAUGAAGGAACAAGCUAUUCCAGAGCUACUAAGAUUGUACAAUGCCAAUAUUUCCAAUGCCGCUCUAAUGCCAUCCCUAAUUUCCCACAACUUGACCUGUCUAAACUGUCAUCAUGUCCAGAAUUUUUCAGAUAUAUACACAAAGACUUGGAGCCAUGGUCAAAAAGCAAAAUAAGUUUAUCCCAUGUGAUGGAAGCAAAGGAGUAUGCAGCUUUUCGAGUUGUUAUUGUUGGAGGUCGAUUAUUUGUGGACUUCUAUUAUGCUUGUGUACAAAGUCGUGUGAUGUUUACUAUAUGGGGGUUGUUACAGCUUCUUAAACGGUAUCCUGGCCUGGUCCCUGAUGUUGAUUUGAUGUUUGACUGCAUGGACAAGCCUGCAAUUAAUAGAACGGAGCAUAGUUCAAGGCCAUUGCCAAUUUUUCGGUACUGCACUACUAGUGAGCAUUUCGACAUCCCAUUUCCUGAUUGGUCGUUCUGGGGAUGGCCGGAGGUGAACUUAGGACCCUGGGAUGCAGAGUUUAGAGAAAUAAAAAGAGGUUCCCGUUCUAGAAGCUGGCCAAAGAAAUGGCCUUACGCCUACUGGAAAGGAAACCCGGAUGUUGGCUCUCAAAUUCGCACAGACUUAAUACAGUGUAACGAUACCAAGCAAUGGAGAGCACAAAUCCUUCGUCAGGAUUGGGGAGAAGAAGCAAGAGCUGGGUACAAGAAAUCAAAACUAUCUAAUCAGUGUGAUCACAGGUAUAAAAUUUAUGCUGAAGGGUUUGCCUGGUCUGUAAGUCUCAAGUACAUACUAUCAUGUGGGUCUCUUACACUGCUUAUAGCUCCUCAGUAUGAAGAUUUCUUUACCCGUGGCCUUCUACCAAACAUAAACUACUGGCAUGUACCCCGUACUGAUCUUUGCCCAAACAUAAAGCAUGCUGUUGACUGGGGUAAUUCACACCCUGCCGAGGCUGCAGCUAUGGGGAAAGCUGGUCAAGAUUACAUGGAUACUUUGAACAUGGACCGUGUAUAUGAUUACAUGUUUCAUCUCAUUAUGGAGUAUUCAAAGUUACAAGAUUUUAAGCCAAUCCCACCACCAUCAGCCCAGGAAGUGUGUAUUGAAUCUUUGCUUUGCUUUGCUGAACCAAAACAGAGGCAAUUCUUAGAGCAGUCAGCUACAUCUCUCGCGUCUAUGCCCCCAUGUGUCCUCCCUAAUGCUGACGGGAGGAUACUGAGUAGGUGGAAAAGGCUAAAGGACGGAAUGAUGAAGAAAAACAUCAAACAAACGUAAUAGACCGAGCACCAUCGUUUCAGCCAUCGUCUAAGUUACAAGGUAGCUAUUGUUAAUGAGGUAUCAUUAAAGAAAGAAGGCUACACAUAGCACAUAUUGAUAUGUUCUCUUUCACACCCCCCACCCCCUCUUCCUGUUUGAUGGUGGGUGUUUAUGUUACACAAGUAUAUAGCUCUUUGUUGGAGAGCAAUUAGGAAACACUCCCAGGGACUUUUUAGUCCAAUCUUGAGGCGAAUUCUUUGAUAUUUUGGGUAGAUAUACAGAGUAAUUCAUGUAAGGGUAGUUUGGAUAUUCACAACAAAAUAAGAAGGGUAGUUUUGUAAUAAAAAACGUGAAGUUGGACUUUUUAACGCCUUAUGGAUCGAUCAACCAAGAGUUUUUCGUGAUUGGAAAAACUACUCGUAGCAUAA
Molecule: messenger RNA, 2112 nt
Organism: Spinacia oleracea (spinach)
Lineage: Eukaryota; Viridiplantae; Streptophyta; Magnoliopsida; Caryophyllales; Amaranthaceae
Exons: 6
Coding region: 221-1702 (493 amino acids)
Source: RefSeq, a predicted model, not a curated record